AUAAUGUAAUGCGUGUAUUAGUAAAACAUGCCAGGACUCUUGUCACGAGGAUGUGUGGGGAGCAGGGGAAGUAAGGAGGAAAGUUAUGGGGGACCCGUGAGGGAGAGAGCGGGUGAAGGCAGGCGAGGAGGAUCUGGAUCAGCGCAUAGCGGGUCGGAUUGCAAGGACAUGGUCGGGUGUGGGGUAUAUAAGAGGCUGACGGCGUUCUGAUUCCUCACACCGCGGCCACCUGCCCAGCCCACCUCAACAUGGCUCGAUGGACUAGCUUGGCGCUGUUGUCUGCGUUGGCGGUUAGCGCGCUGAGUUCGCCAGAGCCAAAUGGCCAAUACAACAUUCCCCAGGUGGGCACAGGGCGCCGCUCCCAGUACUACGUUUUGCACGCGGACGGCACUUUCAAAUACGGCUACGACACGGGCGAGGGCGCCUACGAGGCGGCCAAGCAGCACUCGCCCGGCCAGCAGCAGGGAGAGUUCGGAUACGUAGACCCGGACGGCAACCACGUCAGGCUCGAGUACAGGGCUGACGAGGGUGGGUUCCGCCCCAGCGGAACACACAUCCCCGUCGCCAGUCCCGAGUUUUACGCCGCCCACGCCGAGGCUCGCGCGCGCCCACCCUUCCACGACCCUCUCGCUCAGACCAACACCGACGCUUCCUACGGCUUCCAGUUCGCCGAGGACGGACUCUCCCGCAACGAGCAGAGUGACGCCGACGGGAACGUUCGCGGUUCCUACGCCUACACGGACGACGAGGGACGCACCCGCUCCUACACCUACACUGCUGGCCGCGGUAUCGGGUUCGUCGUCGAGGGCAGCGACCUUCCCCAGGCGCCACUCGCCCCUGGCGAAACUCCUGCCUCCACCAGGCUCUCCUCUGGCGCUGGUGCCGCCGCCGCAGCCGCCGCCGCCGCUGCCGCCACCUUCCGCGGCGCGGGCUCCAGGACACCACAGACUCCCUUCACCCAGACCUUCCGCACCUCCCACACCGCUACCUCUGCUGGCCGCCCAGCCACUCGUUUCACCGGAUUCGCCGCAGGGGGCGCUGCUGCCGGGGGCGCCGACGUCCGCAGGGGACCCGACGGCUCUUACUCCUUUUCUUUUGACGCCGGAGACCACGACCGCUCAGAGUCUGCUGACGCCAAUCUCAACGUCGACGGACAGUUCUCCUUCGUUGCUGACGACGGCGUCAGGCGCCGCGUCGACUACCAGGCUGGCAGCGGCAUCGGCUUUGUCGCCUCCGGGGAUCACCUGCCGCAGCCUGUUCAGCCCCAGCAUGGCGCCGGAGCAGCCGCCACCUCCUUCCGCAGGGGAUCCUCCACCACCUUCCGAUCCGGCACCGGCUCUGGCGCCGCCCCGCUCCGCCCCGCCUCCUCCACCUUCACCGGCUUCGGCGCCACUCGGUACGCAGGCGAGUUGGCCAACACCCGCAGCACUCUCAACCCCGACGGCAGCUACUCCUUCGCCUACGAGACGCCCACCCACUCUCGAGCCGAAACCGGGGACGCUAACAUCAACGUGGACGGCAGGUUCGACUUUGUGGCUCCCGACGACGGCCAGCGCCGCGCCAUCAGGUACGAGGCUGGCGCAGACACAGGCUUUAUUGCCGAGGGUGACCACAUUCCUGUCGGCCCUCCGGUGCCCGGUGCCCCCAGCGGCCAGCCCACCGGAAGGAUCGUUCCCGUGCAGGAGGUGCCCUUCAUCGACCCUUUGGCUGACAGCAACGCUGACGCUUCCUACGAUUUCGCCUUCGAGUCCGAGCAGUACUCCCGCUCCGAGACCGCCGACGCCGACGGCAACGUGCAGGGCACCUACACAGUGGUGGACGACGACGGCACGCGUCGCACCUACCGCUUCCGCGCCGGCGAGGGCGUCGGCUUCGAGACCGAGGAGGUGUCCACCUCCCGCGGCCCCCGGCCGUCUCGCCCCGGCGCUGGCGCUGUGACCUCCUUCAGGACAGCAGCAGGUGCCGCUGCUGCUACUGGUGCCGGAGCUGGCGCUGGUGCCGGAGCUGGCGCUGGUGCCGGUGCUGGUGCUUCCUUCCGUUCUGGCGGCGCCACCUUCGGAUCGGCCGCCACCAGGGGCGGCGCAACUUCCACCACCUUCGGCUCAGCAGCCACCAGGGGCGGCAGUGCCCGCGUCACGUCCCACGGCAGUCACAGGAGCGUCAGCACCUCCGACUACCAACUCAACCAGUACGAGGCUCCCAACGAGCGCGGCAAAUACGGUUACGUCCUUACCUUCAAUCGCUGAUGAGCAGCGGCUGCGCUUGCCUGCUGGGGGCGCCGCGGCGUGCCUCCACUCACCGCUUCCUUUGCCUGUACAUAUACAUUCACCUUCUUUCCACACCACAUCAACCUCACUUGUUUCUUAACCUAAUAUAUUAUGCAAUACUGGUCGAUUGUUUGACCGAAUAUAAAUCGUUCUUUAGGAUUACGUGCAGGAAAAAUGAAAUAAAGAUGAUGUGCAGACUGA
Eriocheir sinensis (Chinese mitten crab) is the source of this 2468-nucleotide messenger RNA. Its product is annotated as fibroin heavy chain-like. Lineage: Eukaryota; Metazoa; Arthropoda; Malacostraca; Decapoda; Varunidae. The record is from RefSeq and is a predicted model, not a curated record. Gene Ontology annotation, cellular component: chitin-based extracellular matrix. The transcript is spliced from 2 exons. Bases 249 to 2246 code for a protein of 665 amino acids. Gene Ontology annotation, molecular function: structural constituent of chitin-based larval cuticle.